GGGCCGCCGCGGCGUGAGUUUGUUUCCGGGCGGCCUUUUCCGGAACCAUUGCCCGUCGCCGAAUUUCGCCGCGGACGCCUUGUCGCGGUUCAUCUUCACGAGUUGGCCGGAGGACACGGCGGCGCGCUUCGCGGCCUGCCUGAUCAUUUUCGCGCGCGCCAAGUGACCCCAGCCGCCGCGGCGGCCUCAGAAGGACCCGGCCCGGCCCCGGCGCCGAGCAGCGCGAGCGGCCUGCGCGCCGUCGCUUGA
Amoebophrya sp. A120 is the source of this 249-nucleotide messenger RNA. NCBI's taxonomy places the organism in Eukaryota, Dinophyceae, Syndiniales, Amoebophryaceae. The record is from the annotation of a GenBank genome assembly.